AGGUCAUUUUAAACUCUCAGAGCAAACUUCUCAAUAGGAUCGACAGAAUGUGUGACGAGUACUAGACAGCCUUUCAGAGCCACCAUGAUAUUGGAACCCUCCUAUAUGCCAGGAAACGCCAGCCCUGUGCCAGUGACCGUGCUCCCUGACAUGGUCACCUCGAACUGUAACGGGUCCUUCGAGGAGAGCAGAGUGUUCCUGGUGGUGGUGUACAGCAUGGUGUUCGUGCUGGGGCUGCCGGCCAACUGCCUGACGGCCUGGCUCACGCUGCUGCAGGUGCUCCAGGGCAACGUGCUGGCCGUCUACCUGUUCUGCCUGGCGCUCUGCGAGCUGCUCUAUAUCAGCACCCUGCCCCUCUGGGCCAUCUACAUCCAGAACCAGCACUACUGGACCCUGGGCAUCUGGGCCUGCAGGGUGACCGGCUACAUCUUCUUCUGCAACUUGUAUGUGAGCAUCCUCUUCCUGUGCUGCAUUUCCUGCGACCGCUUCAUGGCGGUGGUGUAUGCCCUGGAGAGCCGCGGCCGCCGCCACCAGUGGACCGCCGUCCUCAUCUCCGUGUCCGUCUUUGCUGUUGUCGGGCUCGCUCACUGCCCAGUGUUUAAAAUGGAAGAGAAGGAGACGUGCUUCGAGGCCUCGAUGGACACCAAGAUCGCUGGGUAUUAUUACCUGCGCUUCACUGUGGGGUUCGCCAUCCCCCUGCUCGUCAUCGCGUUCACCAACCAGCGCAUCUUCAGGAGCAUCAAGCUGAGCACGGGCCUGAGCGACGCCCAGAAGGCCAAGGUGAAGCACUCGGCCAUAGCGGUCGUGACCAUCUUCCUGGUCUGCUUCGCCCCCUACCACCUGGUGCUCCUCACUAAAGCCGUGGCCUAUUCCUACUACAAGGGAGACCCGGGCGUCAUGCGCGCCUUCGAAGCCAGCCUGUGCAAGCUCUCCGCGGUGUUCCUGUGCCUGUCCACGGUGAACAGCGUGGCCGACCCCAUCAUCUACGUGCUGGCCACGGACCAUUCACGGCAAGAAGUGUCCAGAAUCCACAAGGAAUGGAAAAAGUGCUCCGCAAAAGCAGAAGUCACCAAGCUCACAUGUUCGAGGGACUCAGAGGAGGUGCCACUGCCCACGUCGCUCACAAACGACUCCACGUUCCCCAGGACUGUCCACCCAUCAGAGUCGGAGCUGGCCCUGGGGGGCUCACUGGACACUCUGGAGAGGCUGGGUGAAGAGUCCCGCUGAGCCCAGUGUCCUGCAGGGCAGGGUGGCCAUCAUGGGAGCCCA
Molecule: messenger RNA, 1269 nt
Organism: Mirounga angustirostris (Northern elephant seal)
Lineage: Eukaryota; Metazoa; Chordata; Mammalia; Carnivora; Phocidae
Gene: GPR132
Product: G protein-coupled receptor 132
Exons: 2
Coding region: 85-1227 (380 amino acids)
Biological process (GO): G1/S transition of mitotic cell cycle; G protein-coupled receptor signaling pathway; negative regulation of G2/M transition of mitotic cell cycle
Cellular component (GO): membrane
Molecular function (GO): G protein-coupled receptor activity
Source: RefSeq, a predicted model, not a curated record